AUGGCACUGAACUAUGUGGUGACGGCACAUAAAUCCACCGUGAUCACGCAUGCGUUGGCCGGUGAUUUCAUACGGCCAAAAGAGAUCUCGUUCGUGCUGGCCACAGCAAACCGGAUUCAGCUGUUCCUGGUUGCUCCAGAUGGGCUGGUACCAUUCCGGGAAUGUCCGAUAUACGGGCGUAUCGCUUGCUUGAAGAUAUUUCGACGAUACGAUGAGAAUGUGGAUAGUUUAUUAGUUCUGACAAGCAAAUAUCAUUUGGCUGUAAUACAAUGGAUGCCAACUGGUGCUGUAGUGACACGAGCCUAUGGACAAAUCGCUGAUCGAGUUGGACGACCGUCCGAUACCGGAAUGCUGGCUGCCGUACAUUCCUCAGGGCUUAUGGUAUUUCGACUCUAUGAUGGCGUACUAAAAAUGGUCAAAUGGGCUGAGGGCAGUGAAUUGCGUGGUGUGAACAUAACAUGCGAUGAUUUGUUCAUUGUGGACCUGGUUUUCCUUCCCGUUCCUGGUAAAUACUCUUAA
Messenger RNA from Gongylonema pulchrum, 519 nucleotides. The record is from the annotation of a GenBank genome assembly. NCBI's taxonomy places the organism in Eukaryota, Metazoa, Nematoda, Chromadorea, Rhabditida, Gongylonematidae.